UUUAGAAUUUGGAAAACAAGCCUAUCCCACCUCAAAAAUGGUUGGAGUGUAUCCACUGAUAACUUUCAAAUAUUCACACACUCGUUCAUACACUAAUCCACUAAUUUAUCUAUCUAUUAAUCUCUUAUCGAAUAUCCUCUGUUUCUUGUCGACGAAAUGUUGUUAUCCAAAUAUCUAAUGUUUGCACUUGUUCUCGCAUUUUCUUUUGAUCCACUCCAUCUUGUUCAUGCACAGGAUGAUAAUUCGCCAGGUCUAAGCAUAGACUGCGGAUUAUCAGAAGGUGGUGACUACGAUGAUGUUCCACCGGAAUUCGCUACGUAUCGGAUGCAAACUUGAUCGACGGUGGUGAGAAUAGGAAGGUAUCGGCUGAGGUCUCUGGAGAGAAGUACUUGUCAACACUAAGAAGCUUUCCAAAAGGGAAGAAAAAUUGUUACAGUAUUAAAGCUUCGCCAGGGAAAGGCUACUUGUAUAUGAUAAGAGCGAGUUUCCUGUACGGUAACUAUGAUUCUUUGAUGGAAUUCCCGACGUUUGAUCUGCGUCUGGGGGCAGAAACCUGGAGCCAGAUCAGAAUCCGAGGAGAGUCCAUAGUUGAGAGAAAGGAGGUCAUACAUAAUUUGUCUUCAGAUUAUGUACAUGUUUGUCUUGUUAAGACAGGUAGUACAACACCCUUUAUUUCAGCACUUGAGUUGAGGCCUCUCAUCAAUACCAAUUAUUCGACUGCUUCUGGAUCGUUGCAGACGGUUCAUCACAGAGAUUGUGACAGUACUAGCUCCGAUGCUGAAACCAGGUACAAGGAUGAUCCUUAUGGUAGAGUAUGGACGCGCUAUAACAUGAGCCACUCAAGGGUUAGUACUUCGUUGGAUAUUACUAAUUGGGCAAAUGAUAACCGAGUACCACAGGAUGUGUUGAGGACUGCCAGCACGCCAGACAACGUUAAUGAUCCUCUGCAGUACUCUUGGGAGACGACGAAUGCCAGUGAUCAGUUCUUUAUGUACAUGUACAUUGCUGAAGUUGAAAAACUCACCAAUCAAUUUAGAGAAUUCGACAUCUAUGUGAAUGAAGAACUGUGGAGUAAUGACCCGAUUGCUCCACAUUAUCGUGGUGUGGCGCCCUAUUUUCCUGAUAUUCCAUGGACAGGAAGUAAAAAGUACAUAGUCACAUUCAACAAAACAGAAAAUUCAACCCUUCCUCCCCUUCUCAAUGCCUACGAGAUUUUUACUGUUAGAAAAUUUUCAACUUCAGGAACAAAAGAGACAGAUGUUUCUGCCAUCCUUAACAUCAAGUCCAAGUACAGAGUGAUAAGAGACAGCUGGCAAGGAGAUCCAUGUGAACCAGAAGAGUUUAUGUGGGAAGGUCUAGAAUGCAGCAACCAUGGUUCUGAUUCUGCCAGGAUAACGACAUUGAACUUGUCCGCGAGUGGACUGACUGGUGAAAUAGUUUCUUCUAUAACCAAUCUCACGCAACUAGAAACUUUGGAUUUAUCUAACAAUAACUUCAGUGGGCAAGUGCCAGGCUUUUUAUCUCGACUGGCUUCAUUAAGUGUCCUGAACUUAAAAGGAAAUAACUUUACCGGACCAAUUCCAGCUCAACUCCUAGAAAACCAAAAGAAGGGGACUCUUUCACUGAGUUUUGAUGCUCCCAGAGACGACACAAAUAUAGAAUUAUGUGGUUCUGAACCAUGCAAAAAGAAAAGCGAAAACUCAACUCCUGCAAUUGUUGGAAUUGUACUUGGUUCAGUUCUAUUCUUGGCUGCAAUAUUGUUUGGCAUAUGGAAAAUGAGAAGGAAAUUACGAGUUAAGAAAUUGGGGAACCAACCCCAAGUUAAUUAUGGUGUAAUAGAGAGACAGAACCGACAAUAUACAUACUCCGAGGUCAUCAGUAUCACUAGAAACUUCCAGAGAGUGCUUGGGAAAGGAGGCUUUGGCACAGUGUACCAUGGCUAUGUAGGUGACAAUCAAGUUGCUGUGAAGAUGCUCUCCCCAUCAUCAACUCAAGGCUACAAAGAAUUCCAAAGCGAGGCCAAUCUUCUGAUGAGUGUUUCACAUAAAAACUUAACCUCUAUGGUUGGUUACUGCAACGAGGGCACAAACAUGGGAAUCAUUUAUGAGUACAUGGCAAACGGGAGCUUACAUGAUCAUCUCUCAGGACGAAGCAAUGGCAUUUUGAGUUGGGAAGUUAGACUUCAGAUAGCACUGGAUACAGCACAAGGACUGGAGUAUUUGCACCAUGGAUGUAAACCAGCAAUCAUCCACAGAGAUGUGAAAACGAGUAAUGUAUUAUUGAACGAGAAAUUCCAUGCAAAAUUGGCGGAUUUUGGGCUGUCUAGAGCAUACUCUGAUGAAGAUGGCACUCAUAUCACCACAGCUGUUGCUGGCACACUUGGUUACCUUGACCCUGGUUAUUACACUUCAAAUAAGCAAACGGAAAAAGGUGAUGUGUUCAGUUUUGGGGUGGUUCUACUUGCGAUUAUAACAGGACGACCAGCAAUAUCAAGAAGCGAGGACGGGACUCAUAUUGUUCAAUGGGUUGAGUCCAUUGUCCAAGAUGGUGAUGUGAAACAGGUUGUAGAUUCGAGGUUGGAAGGAAAAUUUGAUGUAAACUGUGCGUGGAAAGCAGUUGAAUUAGCAAUGACAUGUGCCUCUCGGACUUCGUCUACAAGGCCAACCAUGAACGCUGUGGUGAUAGAAUUAAAAGAGUGCUUGGCUCUGGAGUUCGGUAGUCAUGAUGGAGUUUCAAACAAUUCAACUGGAAUAGCCUCCAUGGAUCUGGAGAGCUCUUUGGUUCCAAGGCGCAAACCUCUCCAGAGGAUUGUCUCAGCCAAAGCAAGGCGAAGCUCCACCUCAAUGGACCUCUAGCUUAGGCAAGAUCCUACUGUGCCUUUAACAACACUGGCUAGCGCAUUACAUUUGUCAUUCUGAGAAGGGCACAAGAGAGCAAAUAAAUCUCGUAGUCAGGAUGAUGGCUAUUAUGGUGGUACCUGAUUCACUCUGAGUUUAUGUAUACAAUGCAGAAGGGGUUCUAAAAUCAAUUUCCUGAAAAAACUGAGGAAUAAUAACAUUUCCAACAACUA
Molecule: messenger RNA, 3070 nt
Organism: Daucus carota subsp. sativus
Lineage: Eukaryota; Viridiplantae; Streptophyta; Magnoliopsida; Apiales; Apiaceae
Product: LRR receptor-like serine/threonine-protein kinase IOS1
Exons: 14
Coding region: 471-2855 (794 amino acids)
Biological process (GO): protein phosphorylation
Molecular function (GO): protein binding; protein kinase activity; ATP binding
Source: RefSeq, a predicted model, not a curated record